Messenger RNA from Camelus dromedarius (Arabian camel), 397 nucleotides. It is a transcript of the gene PPY, whose product is annotated as pancreatic polypeptide. Gene Ontology annotation, biological process: neuropeptide signaling pathway; feeding behavior. The transcript has 3 exons. The record is from RefSeq and is a predicted model, not a curated record. The coding region runs from base 1 to 288 and encodes 95 amino acids. Lineage: Eukaryota; Metazoa; Chordata; Mammalia; Artiodactyla; Camelidae. Gene Ontology annotation, molecular function: neuropeptide Y receptor binding; neuropeptide hormone activity. Gene Ontology annotation, cellular component: extracellular region.
AUGGCCGCCGCACGCCGCUGCCUCUCCCUGCUGCUCCUGUCCACAUGUGUGGCUCUGUUGCUGCAGCCACCCCUGGGUGCCCGGGGGGCCCCGCUGGAGCCGGUCUACCCAGGGGACGAUGCCACGCCAGAGCAGAUGGCCCAGUAUGCAGCUGAGCUCCGCAGAUACAUCAACAUGCUGACCAGACCCAGGUAUGGGAAAAGAGACAAAGAAGGCACGCUGGGCCUCCUGGACUGCGGCUCCCCCUAUGCGGUGGCCCCCAGGGAGCUCAGCCCAGUGGACUCGUGAGGCCACCUCCUGCUCCUCUGACUCCAAGGGCAGUGCUGGCCCCUCUCUCCCGUUCACACCCUUGGCUCUGGCCACAGCUUGCUCCCUGCUCCCACACAGGCUAAAUAAA